AUGGCUCCACAGAUGCCUUCCCUCCCGCCGGGAACUGACGUGUGGAAGACGCCAGCGGCGCCACAAGCGCCACCGGGCUACAUUCAGGACCUCGAGCACCCGGCGACAAACAAGAAUAUCGGAAUCGUCACAUUGUCCAUUUUCAUAGCUAUAGCUACCAUUUUCGUGUGCAUGCGCCUUUAUGUGCGCUUCAGGGUGAUCAACCACAAGCCGUGGUGGGAUGACUUGGUUCUUGUACUCGCACUGCCCCCUCAAAUCGCGUACACGGGCAUCACCAUAUGGAUGUUGGAGAACGGUAUGGGAGGCAGACAUAUCUGGGAUACAUCUCUCGGUAUCAUAAUGUUCAAGCUACCAUAUUGGACUACAGUCGUCGCAGCACUUCCCCAGGUAAUCACACUCCUUGUGAAAAAUGCUCUCCUGCUUCUCUACCUGCGCAUAUUCAAGCCAAACCGACUGGUCCGCUACGGAAUCUUCCUCGGCUUAUUCUUAGUCACCACCAUGUACACAGCUUGGAUGUUCAUCUUCAUCUUCCAAACCUCCUUUGAUAACCAGGUUGGACAACGCCUGUCAUACGCGCAAGCUGCGUUUAAUAUCGCGACCGAUGUGUACAUCUUUGUACUUCCUAUCUCUGGCGUUGCACGCCUGCACAUGACGCCAAAGCGCAAGAUCGGUGUCAUCGCCAUCUUCUCGAGCGGCAUCGCGGCGAUCGUCAUGAGCUGCCUCAAUCUCUACUGGAAAUCACAAUACAACGGCGUGAACCCAGACCCGACCUGGAGUGCCACUAUCCGCAUGACCAUAAGCGUCCUCGAAAUCGAUGUUGGAAUCAUUUGCGCCUGCAUGCCUCUCUUCGCGACUUUUCUCCCCAAGCGAGCCCGCCUUGUCAGCUGGGGUACCUACAUCCGGUCGAUGCGCACGCGUCUCAUCCGCACGAACAACGCGUCGCAAGGCUCCAAGGCUACGGGCGCGGAUUCGCAUUACGGCAACGUCUCGGAUAGCAGCCUGGUCAACAAGAAUGCGACUUAUGUGGAGCUUAAUGAGCGCAAGUCUAACGCUUCGUCUGCGAAGAAUGAUAGGAGGAGGGAGUGGUUUGAUGCGACGACGUCACUUACGCAGGAUACGAAUAUCGAUAGGGCGAGUAAGGAUGUUACGCAGCUUGCUCAGCAGAUGGCACAGCAGCAGCAGCAGAAGCAUUGA
Molecule: messenger RNA, 1194 nt
Organism: Didymosphaeria variabile
Lineage: Eukaryota; Fungi; Ascomycota; Dothideomycetes; Pleosporales; Didymosphaeriaceae
Exons: 7
Coding region: 1-1194 (397 amino acids)
Source: RefSeq, a predicted model, not a curated record